AUGUCCAUCCUCAAGGUCCACGCCAGAGAGAUCUUUGACUCUCGUGGGAAUCCCACUGUUGAGGUUGAUCUCUUCACCGCGAAAGGUCUCUUCAGAGCUGCUGUGCCCAGUGGCGCCUCAACUGGAAUCUAUGAGGCCCUGGAGCUCCGGGACAAUGAUAAGACGCGCUACAUGGGGAAAGGUGUCUCAAAGGCUGUUGAGCACAUCAAUAAAACUAUUGCGCCUGCCCUGGUUAGCAAGAAGCUGAACGUUGUGGAGCAGGAGAAGAUCGACAAGCUGAUGAUAGAGAUGGACGGCACAGAAAAUAAGUCCAAGUUUGGUGCAAACGCCAUCCUGGGCGUGUCCCUGGCUGUCUGCAAGGCUGGUGCCGUGGAGAAGGGGGUGCCCCUCUACCGCCACAUCGCUGACUUGGCUGGCAAUGCCGAGGUCAUCCUGCCAGUUCCGGCUUUCAAUGUCAUCAACGGUGGCUCUCACGCUGGCAACAAGCUGGCCAUGCAGGAGUUUAUGAUCCUUCCUGUUGGGGCCGAAAAUUUCCGGGAGGCCAUGCGCAUUGGAGCAGAGGUUUACCACAACCUGAAGAAUGUCAUCAAGGAGAAAUAUGGGAAGGACGCCACCAACGUGGGAGACGAGGGCGGCUUUGCCCCAAACAUCCUGGAAAACAAAGAAGCCCUGGAGCUGCUGAAGAAUGCCAUUGGCAAGGCUGGCUAUAGCGACAAGGUUGUCAUUGGCAUGGACGUAGCUGCCUCUGAGUUCUACAGGUCGGGCAAGUAUGACCUGGACUUCAAGUCGCCUGAUGACCCCAACAGGUACAUCACACCCGACGAGCUGGCCGACCUGUACAAGUCCUUCAUCAGGGACUACCCAGUGGUGUCUAUCGAGGACCCCUUCGACCAGGAUGACUGGGAAGCUUGGCAGAAGUUCACUGCCAGCGCGGGGAUCCAGGUGGUAGGGGACGACCUCACGGUGACCAACCCCAAGCGGAUCACCAAGGCCGUGAGCGAGAAAUCGUGCAACUGCCUCCUGCUCAAAGUGAACCAGAUCGGCUCUGUUACCGAGUCCCUGCAGGCGUGCAAGCUGGCCCAGUCCAACGGGUGGGGCGUCAUGGUGUCGCAUCGCUCCGGGGAGACUGAGGACACCUUCAUUGCUGACCUGGUGGUGGGGCUGUGCACGGGGCAGAUCAAGACUGGUGCCCCAUGCCGAUCCGAGCGCUUGGCCAAGUACAACCAGAUCCUCAGAAUUGAAGAGGAACUGGGCAGCAAGGCCAAGUUUGCCGGCAGGAGCUUCAGAAACCCGCUCGCCAAGUAA
Molecule: messenger RNA, 1305 nt
Organism: Rangifer tarandus platyrhynchus (Svalbard reindeer)
Lineage: Eukaryota; Metazoa; Chordata; Mammalia; Artiodactyla; Cervidae
Source: the annotation of a GenBank genome assembly